UCGCACAUAUUUUUGCUACAUGUUCUUGUAUGAUCUAAAAUAUACUGUAACGUUCUAGACUGUACUGUUCUGGAUAUAUAUAGGAGAAGAGGGCGAGAGGGGACAGUCCCAGUCAUAGUAAGCUAGUGGUAAGAUCGAGUCAGAGUGAAUUGUACUACUAAGGAAGAAUAUUAAACUACAGAAGCUGUGCAAGGUCUUUACAUAUCUCCCUCCCACGGAGUCUCCUGACGGCGACACGGAACCCAAGUAAUACGUCCGGCAUAACAUUGGCGUCAGGAGUGUAGGCAUUUGUUUUUUCGCCAUGGAGACUCGUUCCCAAGCUGCCCAGAGGGACGACGUGUUGACUGAACUCUUGGAAGCUUUGAGACUACAGGGGGAGAAACAAGAAAGAGCACACCAAGAACUCAAAGAACAACAAGAAAGAGCACAGCAACAACAAGAAAGAGCACAACAACAACAAGAAGGAACACUCCAAGAACUCAAAGAACAACAAGAAAGAGCACAGCAACAACAAGAAGGAACACUCCAAGAAGUCAAAGAACAGCUAGAAGAUCGCUUCACGGGAUUACAGCAACAGCUACAAGCAGUACAAGAUGGAAGUGAGUCAGUACGAAGAGAUAUGACUGAUGUGACCACGAAGUUAGGACAACGCCUGAUAGAAGUGGAGAAAGAACACACAAAUCUUCAACAAGAGAUGGAGGUGGUACGGGAGACGACACACAAAGAAAUAUUAGAAGUGCAGGGAAAGGUGAACCGUACUGAAGAGGCAGUUUGUGACGUAUGUGACAGAGUGAAGGCCCUUGAAGACUGCUUGGCUGGAAACGGACAGCCAGUGCAUGCAGGGGCUAGUUGUACCCAAGAUGCUUCUCCUACGCAAGUCCGGGGUAGUUUGAGCCCUGUUUCGCCUGAGUUUAUCCCCGCAAGAAGUUUCGCCAGCCCCAUGAGUCUGCUGGGUUCGCCUGUUAGAAAGAAGCCUCAGGAGUUUGAUGGCAAGGUCUCCUGGGAGGCUUACCGCGCUCAGUUUGAGCUGUUGGCAGCUCGGAACGGAUGGGAUGACCAAGAGUGCGCGGUACAGCUGGCCACUAGUCUGAAAGGGGCGGCGCUGGAGGUCCUUGCUCAGCUCGACAAUGCGACAAAGGGCAGCUACAGCGGCCUGGCGCAAGCGCUGGAGCAACGAUUUGGGACCAAGCACCAGAACGAGCUCUUCAGGGUUAGUAUCAGAACCCGCAACAGGAGGCGCGGCGAGUCUCUUCAGGAACUCGCUCAGGACCUUGAGAGCAUGGCGCACAAGGCAUACCCAGGUGCCACCCCUGACCUGCUGACGGUUUUGCUGCGUGAUCAAUUCAUCGAUGCCCUGGACAGCCCUCAGCUAAAGAUACAAGUGAACCAAGCUAAGCCAACAUCAAUGCAGGAAGCUCUGGCACGUGCCAUGGAGUUUGAGUCCUUUGUUAUGUCUAGCUUGUCAAGCUUCAGGGACGACUCGACUUCUGGCUUUAGGGCACGAAAGGGCGCUGUCAGCGACACAGACAGGUUCCAAGGAACGUGCUGGUACUGCGAGAAGGUUGGGCACAAGGAGAACGAAUGCUAUGAGAGGAAGAAGGAAUAUGAAGGUGGCGCUAAGAAGAAGCACAGGGAAGGACUCAAGUGCUGGACCUGUGGAGAAAAGGGGCACUGGAAGAAUGAAUGCCGGGAAACAUGUGCCCCCAACGAGGGACCACCACUCGGGAAACUAAGAAGGACUGGUUCACGGGAGCAGCGACCAGUCUGUCCUGUACAUGCCUCGAAGAUAUCAGUGUGCAGGAGAACCACCAUGACAAGCUGCCAAGUGGAGGGCAAGGUUGACGGAGUGUUGUGGCCUGUGGUCGUCGACACAGGCUCGGAACGCACAUUGGUGCGGCCUGACGUGGUGAGUCAUCGUCGGCUUCUUAAGACGCCUCAUCGACUGUGCGGAGUUACAGGACACUACGCAGAGCUCAGAGGCCCAGUGGACGUGAAGUUUGAGCUUGGAGGAAAGGAAGAGUUCCUCUCUGUCUAUGUGGCUGACAUGGACGACCCCUGCAUCCUAGGUAUGGAUUAUCUUGUCUCCCACAGGUGCGAGCUGGACUUCCGCGCUAAGCAGCUGACUGUAGGAGGAAGGAGGGUGCCACUGACGACUGUGAACAAGGAAGACCUGCCAGUGACGGUCAAGCGCACCACCAUUAUUCCUCCGAGGUCGGAGAUGCUGUUACCCUGUCAAAUUACGGGUGCCCCCCCGGCUAGCCUGUGUGUGUUAGAGAGUGGAAGUCGAUGCCCGGUAGAAAACGGGGUGAUUGUAGGCAGUACUUUGGUAGACCCUGUUGCAGCGGAAGUGCCUGUCGUCGUGGCCAAUGUCUCCUUCAGCCCGAAGAAAAUAGAACAAGGGACCAUGGUGGGGUUGUGCCAAGAGAUCGACCAGGAACCGAGAACCUGUGUCUGCAGGAGAACCCUGACGAAGCCCCAGGAGGAGCUGCCCGACUACCUGCGCGACCUGUUUGACAGGAGCUCCAAGUGUCUAGAGGAGCCUCAAGUGGAACAGCUCAGGGAGCUUCUCGUGAGGAAUGCAGAUGUGUUUUCCACAGGAGACCUGGACUUGGGGUGUACGGACCUGGUAGAGCACCACAUCGACACAGGUAGCCACCGCCCAGUGAAGCAAGCUCCUCGAAGGAUGGCACCAGCCCGUCGCAAGGAGAUGGAUGAGGUUUUUUUUUUUUUUUUUUUUUUUUUACGUUGUUGCCUAUUGCGCCGGUAGGCAUCUUCCCGGUGGGGCCUGAUGGUCGGCCCAAGGCUUCUUCCAGAUGGGGUCUGAUGGUCGGCCCAGCCCGUUCUGGCGCAGGCGAGUGUUUAUAGUGGCGCCAUCUUGCAUUGGCUCAUGCUGCCCCCCGGAACUCGUUCUUGAUUCGCUUGGACGGCUUCCUCUAGAGUCCGGGUUGAUGGGUGGUCUUCAGGACAGCAUGUGGGUAGUUUUAAGCCGCUCGGCGGUGACUGAAAAAUCCAAGUGGUAGCGUGGGGAUUCGAACCCGCGUCGUCCAUCACGCGGUGAAUGUGGGGGCCAGUACGCUACCAGUUCGGCCACCGCCUACCCAUUAGAUUGCUACUUUUGGAUUGCAAGUCAGUGGGUAUUAAUGGAGAUGCACUCACUUGUUUGUAAAGUUAUCUUGCAAAGAGGCAAUAUUGUGUAUAGAUUGGAAGAUCUUUCUCUGACAAGAAGUCUUUAGAAAGAGAAGUGCCCAAAGGUAGUGUAUUAGGCUGUUCAGUAUAUACACUAUUGAACUAUCUCAUAUAGAAACUUAAAAUACUACAUGAUAUAGAUUUUAAACUGUUUGCUGAUGACACAAUUUUAAAUGGCUUUGAAUAAUGUGUUUAAUGGUUGAAGGAAAGAUAAAGCUGAUUAUGUAUGACAUUGGUAAAUGUAUGGAAUCCAAACAGUUAAAGCUAAACCAAGACAAGACUGAAUGUUUGCUAGUGGGGCAAAGCAAAGAUAUUAGCAGGAUUACUAUGUCCAUCCUAUGCAUUAAUGGUAACACCUUGGAAGUUCGUGAAACAGUGAAGGAUCUGGGUGUAUCUUUGGACUGUACUCUAUCUAUGAAGGAUCAAAUACAGCAAGUUGUUAGAACAAGAAGAUAUCACCUCAAGAACAUGGGUUUCGUAAGGAAGUAUUUGGAUGUGAUGACAACGAAAAUGCUGGUUCACAAUCAUGUGAUAACCAAAUUGGACUAUUGCAAUUCUCUCUAUUAUGGACUGCCAAACUAUCUCUUAAAAGAAUUACAACUUGUCAAGAAUUGCGCUUCUCAAAUGAUUAAAGGUCUC
Messenger RNA from Eriocheir sinensis (Chinese mitten crab), 3825 nucleotides. RefSeq lists its product as uncharacterized. Gene Ontology annotation, biological process: proteolysis. The transcript has 2 exons. Lineage: Eukaryota; Metazoa; Arthropoda; Malacostraca; Decapoda; Varunidae. The coding region runs from base 302 to 2767 and encodes 821 amino acids. The record is from RefSeq and is a predicted model, not a curated record. Gene Ontology annotation, molecular function: nucleic acid binding; zinc ion binding; aspartic-type endopeptidase activity.